AUGCAAGGCCUCCGGUGCCUGCUGGGUCUUGGAUUUCAUCCGACAGAGACCCAGGAGGGCGGAAUUCCAGGUAACUUGCUGGUCCCUGGCCAGGGGCACAGGAAACAGGCCCAGGUGCAGUGCUCCCGCGUCGGGGACGGCAGGUGGGAACAUGAGCGAGAGGUCCUCCAGAAGACUUUGGAGAACAACAACUUCAGUAAGAUGGCGGAGGAGGAGCGGAUCCUGAAGAUGGAACAAAUCAAGGAAAACCGUGAGGCGAAUCUAGCUGCUAUUAUUGAACGUCUGCAGGAAAAGGAAAGGCAUGUGGCGGAGGUGUGCAGGAACAAGGAGCUGCAGGUCGAACUGUCUGGCUGA
Rangifer tarandus platyrhynchus (Svalbard reindeer) is the source of this 354-nucleotide messenger RNA. The record is from the annotation of a GenBank genome assembly. Lineage: Eukaryota; Metazoa; Chordata; Mammalia; Artiodactyla; Cervidae.